GUAAGUAUUCUUCUCAAGCGUAAUUGGCUGGUCUUGAUAAGUUUUCUUGUCCCUUUUAGGCGUAAUUGGCGUGAAAAAUCAUCAAAUUUUGAGGUUGUCAAUUCUGGGGAGUUUGGGGUUGUGCUUCCAAAGAAUUGUGAGUGUGUAGGUCCUUCUCCGGGUUGUUGUGCUUUGAAAUUUGAUAAUCUUGAGGAUGAAUUUAUAAAGGAUGAUGCUAGAGGCCUUGAAAUUCCAUAG
This is a messenger RNA of Ilex paraguariensis (yerba mate), 237 nucleotides long. NCBI's taxonomy places the organism in Eukaryota, Viridiplantae, Streptophyta, Magnoliopsida, Aquifoliales, Aquifoliaceae. The record is from the annotation of a GenBank genome assembly.